This is a messenger RNA of Postia placenta MAD-698-R-SB12, 1191 nucleotides long. RefSeq lists its product as hypothetical. Bases 1 to 1191 code for a protein of 396 amino acids. The record is from RefSeq and is a predicted model, not a curated record. The transcript is spliced from 6 exons. NCBI's taxonomy places the organism in Eukaryota, Fungi, Basidiomycota, Agaricomycetes, Polyporales, Adustoporiaceae.
AUGACCGCCGGGCCUAUCAUAUCCUGCUCAAAGGUCACUGUUAACGGCAUCUUUGCUGGCAAGCCAGGCCUCUUAACCAUGCUGCGAGACGCACUGCGUGUCGAGCUCACGACCAUCCCCUUAUAUCUUUUCUCCAUGUAUAGCAUUGAUCUCACGAAGGAUGACGGCUCCGGUGUGCGAGCGAAAAGCCAGAUCGCAGUCGUUGUGAAGCAAGAGAUGCUACACAUGGCGCUGGCUGGGAAUCUUAUCACGGCCAUCGACACGAGGGGACCCACGCUCUAUGCCAAGGACUAUAUUCCGACGUAUGGAGGUGAUACCGACACCGUUCUCCGGACAAAGAUACCUCUGAAGCUCGAACGCUGCAAAAAGAACGCAUUGCAGCGGUUUUUGCAGAUCGAAGCUCCGUAUGAGCCAUUUCCAGAGCUCAGCCCUGAAGAGGAAUCAGCUGAUCUCAAGCUGAUGGUCAAGCCUGGGACGGUGCACGCAGAAUUGGAAGAAUACAACAGCAUCGGGGAGUUCUACCGUGACCUCGAAGAGCAAAUCAAGCUCAGCAAAGACAAGAUUAAAUUCAGCAAUAAGGAAAGACAGUUUAGCGGUGCAGAAUUCUUUGACGGCAUGAUGGUUCAGAUUACGGAUCACGCGGCCGCUCACCAGGCCAUCGACACAAUCAUCAAUCAGGGUGAGGGCACCGUUGGGUACCCCGAAGCGCACUACCAGCUCUUCCUCGAGCUAUAUCAGAAACGGAAGACUUGGACCUGCUGGCCCGUCACUGCCUCGCCUUCGACGGAGAAGUAUAAGGGCAAUGAGUACAUCUACCAGCUCUCGCGCGCUUUCGACGCUGCAUACUGUUACUUGCUCGUCAUAAUUGAGGCAGCUUGGCAGACUGCGGAUUCACUUCGCCGAAGGAAGCUGAUCCGGAACAUUCACCCCAUUAUGCUCGACAUCCUAAACCCCUUGGCGGGCGAGCUCGUCCAGCAAAAGCUCACGGACGAGGAGAAUGCUGCGCCCACAUUCAACUUCUACGAGACAUCGGCCGGGGAAAACAAUACGGACAAGGCGGGCGUCGAGCUGUGGGGCGCAAUCAGGACGCACUUGGAUGCGGCGAUAGCAGCUGCGAGCGUAGUACAGAAACGCGGGUUAGAGUUGGUGAGGUUCAGCAUCGAGCGCGCAUCUUAUCCGACUGAGACUUGA